This is a messenger RNA of Aureobasidium subglaciale EXF-2481, 2538 nucleotides long. RefSeq lists its product as uncharacterized. NCBI's taxonomy places the organism in Eukaryota, Fungi, Ascomycota, Dothideomycetes, Dothideales, Saccotheciaceae. The coding region runs from base 1 to 2538 and encodes 845 amino acids. Gene Ontology annotation, cellular component: plasma membrane. The record is from RefSeq and is a predicted model, not a curated record. Gene Ontology annotation, molecular function: magnesium ion transmembrane transporter activity. Gene Ontology annotation, biological process: intracellular magnesium ion homeostasis; magnesium ion transmembrane transport. The transcript is spliced from 3 exons.
AUGGAUCCGCGCAACUCGAUCGCAGACAUUGCCGGACCGGCGGCUAUGGCCAAGCCAAAGGCGCCCCAGAGGUCGUACGCCUCGGCAGUCGGAGAGGAGGCAAGCUCGACUCGAGACGGAGCAGCAAACUCAUCAGGAACGGGUGGCAGCAAGAAGAAGCGCCAUCGCGCGGGUAAGAAGCGUCGCAACCGCAGACAGAGCUUCGCCGCUCCUUCCGAAUCCACCGUGGCCGAACGCGACGAGGACCAGGGCCAACGACCAUCCUUGACGACCAGCCGCCCUUCGGCAAACCAGACCAGCUUCUACCGCCUCAAGUCGGCAGCCCGGAGCAACACCAGCCUGGAGAGCGACGCUCUUCUCGAUCACCGUGAACACCAACCCAUCCGUCCCCGCCGAGCAAGCAUCCAACAGGCUUCGAGAAACAACGGCGGUCUGUUCCCGCGGAACCAGCGCAACUCACAGCAUGCCAUCUCUCAGUCAAGCCCAGUGAAGCCUCGACAGAUGAAUUAUAGCGACGAUGAAGAUGAAGAGGCUGUCACCGAUCGUACCCCCCUCAUCUCCCAGUCCUACUACGACCGUCCUCCUAUCGAACGCAAUAGAUCCGGCAACCGUGCCUAUGGUGGCACCCGUCGCAGACAAUCGGCCACCUCCCGCACCUCCAGCAAGAAGGGCAGAUACCCAAGCGAUAGCGACGACGAUUACGAUGUCAACAACCCUCCAUCAAUGCCAGGCUCCCCUAAGCUGGGAACGCUCGACGAUGUCAUGAUUGCUCAGGAGUUCUCAGGCUCCCCGUCAUCCGAAAACCGUGAUGCCAUCAUCAACAUUGACCGUGAUAACAACUCUGAUCGCUUCCCUUCUUCAUCACCACCCACUCCCGGUGCCGACGGCCGUAGACGCACUCUUGCUAACCUGGCCGAGAACGACGUCUGCUACCCUGGCAACAUCGCCGAGUCCGAGCUCGGUGAAGACGACCUGACACCUACCGACCAAGGCCAACGCCGCACUAGUCGUCGCAGACGCCAUCGUCAAUGGCCCGACCUUGAUGUUCUGGAUGAGUGGAGCCGCAUUGAAAAGGAGGAAAGAGACCACACCGAGCAGAUUCGCUCAAAGAAGAUCAGCGAGCCUGUCAUGGUUGGCGGCCGCCUUCGUCCCGCAAAGACUCAAUGGCAUCGUGAGGAAGACGACGCUCCAUACAGAUACACCUACUUUAACGAAACUUUCGAUGGCACCAUCCAUAGCAGGACUAUAUCAGAGCUCCGUCAAUUUGGCGCCACCUUCCGUGAGCUCUUCAACCCCGACCCACCGGAGCUCAGCGACGACAGCAGUUCCGACGAAGAUGAUCAUCCCCCACAGGAACUGCCUUCAGGUCGUGAGUCGAGGAUGAGCUCAGUCGCUGGUGAUGGAAAGGCUCAAGACCGCUCUGCAUCAGCUACUCCCGCCGGAUCUCGUCCCCGCAUACUCAAGGAGAAACGCUACGGUCCCCGCCCCACAUUCUGGCUUGAUGUCCUCAGUCCGUCUGAGACGGAAAUGAAGAUUCUGGCAAAGUCAUUCGGCAUUCAUCAGCUGACGGUAGAGGAUAUCAUGAUGCAGGAACCUCGCGAAAAGGUCGAGCUGUUCCAAAGCUACUACUUUGUGAACUAUCGCAGUUUCGAGCAAGACAAAGACAACGAGGAUUACAUGGAGCCUGUCAACAUGUACGUUGUCGUUUUCAAGGACGGUGUCAUCAGUUUCCACUUUUCCAUGACACCUCACCCUGCCAACGUCCGUCGUCGUAUUCGUCAACUCAACGACUACAUGUCUCCGACAGCAGACUGGAUCUCAUACGCCAUCAUUGAUGACAUUACAGAUGUGUACGCUCCGUUAGUCCAGGUCAUUGAAGACGAGGUUGACGAGAUUGACUACGAGAUCCUUGCUUUGCAUUCUUCCGAAGAGAACUCAGACGACAAGGCCAAAAAUAGUGCAAAGGCCAAGGAGCUUGAGUAUGAAAAGAUGAACAAGGUCGCCGGAAGCGAUAAUCAAUCCGAAAAGGGAGAACGCACUGCUGGUGACAGUGGUGGUGAUAUGCUGCGCCGUGUCGGAAACUGCAGAAAGAAGGUUAUGAGUCUUUACAGACUCCUUGGUAACAAGGCAGAUGUCAUCAAGGGCUUUGCCAAGAGGUGUAACGAACAUUGGGAGGUCGCUCCCAGGUCUGAAAUUGGCCUGUAUCUUGGCGAUAUCCAAGAUCACGUUGCCACCAUGACGGGUAACUUGUCACAUUACGAGAACUUGCUCUCGAGAGCACAUGGCAAUUACCUUGCCCAGAUCAACAUCCGAAUGAACGAGCGUGCAGAACAGACCAACGACGUUCUAGGAAAGCUCACUGUGCUUGGUACUAUCGUUCUUCCUAUGAACAUCGUCACCGGAAUGUGGGGAAUGAACACUAAGGUACCAGGACAAGACGGCGACGAUCUGACCUGGUUCUGGGGUCUUACGGCUGGUCUGAUCGCUUUCGGAAUGACCAGUUACUUCAUCGCCAAAAGAAUCUAUGGCAUUGUCUGA